CUACAGUUUUGUGAUGUGUGACAUGUGACGCGACUUGUGCCUGCCCAGUGCAACUCAAACCGCAAUCUUUGACUCUGAGCUCUCCAAAUGUCGAUCAUAGCCACUCAGGGUUUCGACUGUGCCCGCAACUCUCCCAUGAGACCCGUCGGCACAUCUUUUAGCUUUCUCUCGAUUAUGCUGCUUUCAAACCAGACGCAGUACUAAGCAAUUCCCGAUCUGCGUCGGGAAAACGCCAUUCGUCUCCCAUGCUCCAGAUCAAUACCCGAGAGUCGAUGCGACAUAAUUUCGCACUCUGCUUGAUAAUCCGACGGGAGAUAUAAAGUGGGGCGGGGUCGGGCUGGCUAUCGGUAGAACAACCCACUAUUUGCCAUGGCAGGAACUUCAUAUCCCACCUUCACCUUCGACACCACCGCCGAGGAAGUCGCGACGGCGUUCGCGGAUGAGAUCAAAGGCAAGAACGUCCUCGUCACAGGGACUUCGAUCAACGGACUCGGGUUCGAGACUGCGCGUGUUAUCGCCAAACACGCGAAUCUGGUCAUCAUAACCGGCUACAAUCGAGAGCGAUUGGAGCUUGCGCGAGCUGAACUGGAGAAGGAGAGCCCCAAGGCUGAGAUUCGGCCACUGGUUCUCGACCUCUCGUCGCUCAAGGACGUGCGCAGGGCAGCCUCCGAAGUCAAUGCGUA
Mycena citricolor is the source of this 683-nucleotide messenger RNA. The record is from the annotation of a GenBank genome assembly. NCBI's taxonomy places the organism in Eukaryota, Fungi, Basidiomycota, Agaricomycetes, Agaricales, Mycenaceae.